Molecule: messenger RNA, 635 nt
Organism: Suncus etruscus (white-toothed pygmy shrew)
Lineage: Eukaryota; Metazoa; Chordata; Mammalia; Eulipotyphla; Soricidae
Gene: NXT1
Product: nuclear transport factor 2 like export factor 1
Exons: 2
Coding region: 180-602 (140 amino acids)
Biological process (GO): protein import into nucleus
Cellular component (GO): nuclear pore central transport channel
Source: RefSeq, a predicted model, not a curated record
GUUUUGCUCUCUCCAUUACAAUGUCUCUAAAAAUUGUGGAUCCUCCUAGUAUCUCACGACAUUUUCUCAUGUCCUCCUUUCAUCCUGUCCUCUCUUUUAACUUUCACAAACUCUUGUCAGCCUAGGUUCCCUCAGGCACAAGAGAUACCUGUUGGAGGCCUCCUUUUACACAGCCAGGGAUGGCAUCAGUGGAUUUCAAGACCUAUGUGGAUCAAGCCUGCAGAGCAGCUGAAGAGUUUGUUAAUGUCUACUAUACCACCAUGGAUAAGCGGCGACGGAUGCUGUCUCGCCUGUACAUGGGAACAGCGACCCUUGUUUGGAAUGGAAAUGCUGUUUCUGGACAAGAGUCUUUGAGUGAGUUCUUUGAACUGUUGCCUUCCAGUGAAUUCCAAAUUAAUGUGGUAGACUGCCAACCUGUUCAUGAUGAAGCCACACCAAGCCAGACCACAGUCCUCGUUGUCAUCUGUGGAUCAGUAAAGUUUGAGGGUAACAAACAACGGGACUUCAACCAGACCUUCAUCCUCACUGCUCAAGCCUCACCUAAUAACACAGUGUGGAAGAUAGCAAGUGACUGUUUCCGCUUUCAGGACUGGGCUAACUAGGCAUCCAAGAAAGGCCCCUCUUUUGAUCCCAGC